Messenger RNA from Carica papaya (papaya), 2016 nucleotides. RefSeq names its product PHD finger protein MALE MEIOCYTE DEATH 1. Lineage: Eukaryota; Viridiplantae; Streptophyta; Magnoliopsida; Brassicales; Caricaceae. The record is from RefSeq and is a predicted model, not a curated record.
AUGUCCAUCCCUAUUAUUGAAACUUGUAGGAAGAGAAAGAGGAGGCCGAAGAUAUUUGAGUUUCACAAGUUUGCAGAACCCGGGCACCCAGUAAGCUUCACGGGUCCUUUCCGCGACAAUGUGCGGAUUUUCCUUGAAGAAUGUGCAGAGCCUGAAGACUAUUACGUGGGAGGAAUGCCCAUCUGGUGUACUCUUCUGGUUCACGAGAACAAGAGCUUUGUCCUUCCUCUUUACACCAUUGAAGAGAAUGUUCAGUGCUCCAUUGGACCCUACUGCGAUCACUGCAGAUGCACUGGUUGGAGUAAGCAUUUACUGUCUAAACGGAAGUAUCAUCUGAUAAUUCCAGUUGAUACUGAAUGGAAUAUGCGUCUUGAGGAUGCUGCUUUUGAUCUCCACACCCAUCUCUUGCAUGGACUGAUCCACUGUAAUGGAUUUGGUCAUUUAAUCUGCAUAAAUGGGAUUGAAGGAGGAUCCAAAUUUAUAUGUGGCAGAGAAAUCAUGGAUCUUUGGGAUCGUAUUUGCAACAUUCUUCGAGCCCGAAAAAUCACUGUUAAGGAUUUGUCAAAAAAGCGGUGUAUGGAUCUUCGGCUACUUCAUGGAAUUGCUUAUGGGCAUUCAUGGUUUGGGAGGUGGGGCUAUAAGUUCUUCCGUGGAAGUUAUGGGAUGACACAACACAGUUACUAUAGAGCAAUUGAAAUUAUCAGUUCUUUGGAAGUUGAUAAAGUUGUAUCAGAAUUUGGGAAUGAAGAAUUCAGUAGGGAAAUCAAACAGAUUAUUAGUCACUAUAGAAAUAAGAGUGAAGCUCAGUUGAUCACCUUGAGGGAUCUUCUGAGGUUUAUGCUCACAGUCAAAUCAUGUUCUCUGUCACAAAACAGAUUGGCCAUGACUAUUACAGAUGGUCCAUCUCUUAUGCUUAAUUCUUCAAACAGAACAACCCUGGAAAAGCACGCUCUAGUACGGAAGGAACAAAAGGUCAUAAAAUAUAGAAGAUUCAGUACUAUGGUGAGUUCUCUGGGUAGCAGAUGGCCUGUGAGAAGGCUAGAAUUUGCAGCAGAGGUGAUUGUGGAGGCGUUGAAGGAGAAGAAAGCUGCCAAAUUUGGUUGUGGUGGGAUGACUCGACAAGAUGUGAGAGAUGCAGCUCGGAUGCGUAUUGGAGAUACUGGGUUGCUGGAUUAUGUCCUGAAGUCAAUGAACAAUGUGAUUGUUGGACGCUACAUUGUUCGCCGUGCAGUAAAUCCAGCAACUCGAAUUUUGGAAUAUACAAUUCAUGAACUUGCUGAUGGUUUCAGGACCAAAGAAUCAGAACCAGAAGUAGUUCAAGAGCGGAUUCGAGGUCCUGCUUUGGUGCCAGGAAUUGAUGUGUAUAGCGAUGUUACUGUGCUGUAUACAAAUCUUUUGCUGAAUUAUCCAGAAUCAGAAACAGUGGAAACGUCAGUUCAAACAGUUCUGGACAGCAAGCACUUUGUUAAAGAUUGGUCCUUCAGAGACGAUAAGGAACAAACGUUGAUAGUUUUUUAUCAAGUGAAGCCAAGUUUGAUUGAUUUAGAGCCUACAAGCGCUAAGGAAUUACUGCCAGGUGAAUUGGUUGUGGUUCCAUAUCAUGUCACAUUGUUGGACCUAAAGAAAGCUAUUGCAAAUGCACUAAGGGACACCUACUAUGGUAUGGAUAGAUUUGUAGUGACAGAUAUAGAAAAUCUGGAAGAGAUGGAGGACAGGCAGAUGCUUUCUGGGAAAGUUGAAUCUGGUGCUCAACUUGUCGUGAGAGGAAGUGGGAUAGACUUGGGUUCCAAGUUUAGGUAUCAAGGUGGUACUGAGAAUUGGAUGGAGAGAUGCGCAUGUGGAGUCCAAGACGAUGAUGGUGAGAGGAUGGUGGCUUGUGACCUUUGCGAGAUUUGGCAACACACACGCUGCUGUGGAAUUGAGGAUUCAGUUCUGCCACCACUUUUUAUCUGCUUAAGCUGCUGUGAUGGUCUUGCAACACAAAGAACUGAACCUCUCAUUGAAUUUGGGAGUUGA